AUGGAUGUCGAAAGUGAAAAGAUUGUUGACAUGAAACUUGUACAGAGCAAUGAAGUGGGUGGGAGCUACCAAAUGGAAAAAGAAGGACUGCGGCAAAGUCUAGAUUUCCUGGAGGCCAAAGGUCUAAAGACAAGAUCUCUUACACAUAAUGAGAUAGAAGAGUUACGUGAAGCUUUUGUGGAGUUUGAUAAGGACAAUGAUGGUUUAAUUAGCUGUAAGGAUCUGGGGAACCUGAUGAGGACCAUGGGUUACAUGCCAACAGAAAUGGAGCUGAUAACCAUAGGGAAACACAUAAGACUUAACAUGGGAGGAAAGGUGGAUUUUGAAGAUUUUGUGGAACUUAUGACCCACAAGCUUCUGGCUGAAACUGCUGGGAUGAUUGGGUUAAAGGAACUAAAGGAUGCUUUUAAAUAGUUUGACAUUGAUGGUGAUGGUGUCAUCACUUCUGAGGAGCUGAGACUCGCCAUGGUGAAGUUGUUAGGAGAACAGACCAGCAAAAAUGAAAUAGAUGCAGUGGUGAGAGAAGCUGACAACAACGGAGACGGAACAGUUGAUUUUGAGGAGUUUGUGAAAAUGAUGUCACAGAAGUGA
This is a messenger RNA of Thalassophryne amazonica, 591 nucleotides long. It is a transcript of the gene cabp5b, whose product is annotated as calcium binding protein 5b. The transcript has 9 exons. Gene Ontology annotation, molecular function: calcium ion binding. NCBI's taxonomy places the organism in Eukaryota, Metazoa, Chordata, Actinopteri, Batrachoidiformes, Batrachoididae. The record is from RefSeq and is a predicted model, not a curated record.